Messenger RNA from Effrenium voratum, 795 nucleotides. The record is from the annotation of a GenBank genome assembly. Lineage: Eukaryota; Dinophyceae; Suessiales; Symbiodiniaceae.
AGCCGCGCAAUUGCUCCCGUCCAAGAGUGUGGAGCCAAACUGUUCGCCAUGGAGGAAAACACCGCGGAGGCCAGUGGCGCUGUGCCGGCGCCGCGCGAGUGCGCGCGGGUCUUUGCAGCGGGGUACAGUCCAGGUCAAGGAAUCAUUCUGGGUCCUCCAGGUGUGCUGGCAGCGGCUCUUCGUUGGCCCGCGUUUGGCCCGCAGGCCAAGGAGCCGCGGUCUUUGGACAGGCUCUGCGGCUUUGCGCGCCGGGAAGCGGCUGAGGUCCCUGCGUGGUUUGAGCGCCAGGACUGCGAAAGUCGGGAGGAUGCCGAGUCGGCCAAAGCCGGUUCAGCCUCGACCUCUACCGGCACGGCCGAGGUCACCUCCACGACGCCAACCAUGACUAGCAGUCUUGAUUUGGGCGCUGCGGUUGGGACCUGCUCAAGCCCGGCAAGUGCUUCUGACGUGACCUGCAGCCCCCCCGGCACACCUGGCCGGGCAUUCCAGGAUGAGGAAUUUGCGGAUUGGACAGUUCUGCGCGUGGAUCCUUCAAGACCUUGUCUUCCAGACCCAGUAGAACCAGUGCAGACGACUUGGGGUACCAUUACCCAGGAGGCCUUACUGGCCCUGGGCAACGCAUAGUCGGCGAAGCCAAGGGCUUGUUCCCAAGGGGGAACGGAUUUGUUCUGGCCGGGCACGUCAAUCUGUGGGCUUCGUGGCACCCAGAAGAGGAGCCAAUGGCAACGGCAUUGGGCCGUUUCAUGAGUUGUAAGCGGCCAGCAGCACGUAACCCUCCUGCCCCAUUCGGAAUUG